Messenger RNA from Chinchilla lanigera (long-tailed chinchilla), 2075 nucleotides. RefSeq names its product ATPase, H+ transporting, lysosomal accessory protein 1 (gene Atp6ap1). The transcript is spliced from 10 exons. The record is from RefSeq and is a predicted model, not a curated record. NCBI's taxonomy places the organism in Eukaryota, Metazoa, Chordata, Mammalia, Rodentia, Chinchillidae. The coding region runs from base 57 to 1466 and encodes 469 amino acids. Gene Ontology annotation, cellular component: proton-transporting V-type ATPase complex.
CGACGGGUCAUCUGAUCUGCCCGGCCCGGCAUCCAAGGCUGUGGAGGCUUGAGGCUAUGAUGGCGGCGUCUGUGGCGGUUCGAGUUCGGACCGGGACGCAGCGGGCCCUGGUUCCCUGGCGCAUGCCAUGGCCGCUCCUGCUGCUGGCGGCGGUGGCGGUGGCAGCCGCGGCCUCGGAGCAGCAGGUGCCGCUGGUGCUGUGGUCGAGUGACCGGGACCUGUGGGCUCCUGUGGCCGAUACGCACGAGGGCCACAUCACCAGCGACAUGCAGCUUUCUUCCUACUUGGACCCCGCCCUGGAGCUGGGCCCCCGGAAUGUGCUGCUCUUCCUGCAGGACAAGCUGAGCAUCGAGGACUUUACAGCCUACGGUGGCGUGUUUGGAAAUAAGCAGGACAGCGCCUUUUCUAACCUGGAGAAUGCCCUGGACCUGGCUCCUUCCUCGCUGGUGCUGCCCGCUGUCGACUGGUACGCGGUCAGCACCCUGACAACCUACCUGCAGGAGAAGCUGGGUGCCAGCCCCCUGCACGUGGACCUGGCCACCUUGCGCGAGCUGAAGCUCAAUGCCAGCCUCCCCGCCCUGCUGCUCAUCCGCCUGCCCUACACAGCCAGCUCCAGUCUGAUGGCACCCAGGGAGGUCCUCACGGGCAACGAUGAGGUGAUUGGGCAGGUGCUGAGCACCCUCAAAUCCGAAGACAUCUCCUACACGGCUGCGUUCACAGCGGUCCGCCCGUCCCGGGUGACUCGAGAUGUAGCCAUGGUGGCUGGGGGGCUAGGUCGCCAGCUGCUCCAAAAACAGGCGGCGUCACCUGUGAUCCAUCCUCCCGUGAGUUACAAUGACACUGCCACAAGGAUCCUGUUCUGGGCCCAGAAUUUCUCUGUGGAGCAUGGAGGCCAUCGGCAAGACCUGACCCACCGCACCUUCGGAUCACCGGAGCUCAACCUCACUGGCUCCUUCUGGAACAACUCCCUGGCUGGACUCUCGCUGACCUACAACGGGCUCUUUGCUGCUACAGUGACGUUCAAGUUCAUCCUGGCAAGCCGCUUCUACCCAGUGUCUGCCCGUGACUGGUUUACCAUGGAGCGCCUCGAAAUCCACAGCAACGGCUCCAUCACCACCUUCAAUGCCUCCCAGGUUACUGGGCCCAGCAUCUACUCCUUCCGCUGCGAGUAUGUGAGCAGCAAAAGCCAGAUGGGCAACCUCCUAGUGCCCAACACGCAGCCCUCCCUGUGGCACAUCACCCUCCAGGAUUUCCAGAUCCAGGCCUUCAACGUGACAGGCGAGCGCUUUUCCUAUGCUAGUGACUGCGCGGGCUUCUUCUCUCCUGGCAUCUGGAUGGGCCUGCUCACGUCCCUCUUCAUGCUCUUCAUCUUCACCUACGGGCUGCACAUGAUCCUCAGCCUCAAGACCAUGGACCGCUUUGAUGACCACAAGGGGCCCACCAUCGCUUUGACCCAGAUUGUGUGACCCGUGCCAGUGGGGGGUUGAGGGGUUGGCAGUGUGUCCCACAGUGGACAGAUGGGAGGGCUUCCCCUCUUUCUCCCACAGCAUGAAUCACAUCCCCCCCCAGCCUGUCCUGCUCCCCUUUCAGCCGCUGUGGGCUUCCCAGGGCUGUCCCCGUCCCUGCCAGUAAGGUGUACAUAUUCUUCAUAGGCAGUAGACCAAUCCCCAGGCUCUGUCAUCAUCAGAGGAGAGAACAUUAGUUCUAGGGUCCCCCUUCUACCUGUUAUUUAUUCUCAUCUCUCCACCAUCACCCCUUGCUGUUCAUAGUGCUUUUGUGUGCAAAUGACCCACCCCAGGCUCUCUGGGGCUCCUUGGAGCAACCAUGAGCUUGGGAUCCCCCCGAGUGUGUAGGGGGUGGAAGUACUACUUCCCCUUUCGACUCAGCCGCUGUUCGGUUCUGUGCUAACGACAUGCAGUAGGCGAGUUUGUGUGUGCUCUCAGAGGGAAGGGACUGAUUUCCAUGACAGGUGGGCUGGGUGUGAUCACUGGGUUUCUGGCAUGUUCUUACCAGGAGCGCCCGGGAGUCUUGGGCGCUCUGUUGUUUCGUUCCAAAUAAAAUAAGGGUUGCCAUAA